Molecule: messenger RNA, 801 nt
Organism: Dracunculus medinensis (Guinea worm)
Lineage: Eukaryota; Metazoa; Nematoda; Chromadorea; Rhabditida; Dracunculidae
Source: the annotation of a GenBank genome assembly
UUUUUUUUUUUAAAGAAUAUCUGCAUUUUGCUUCAAUCGAAUUCCAACGAAAAUGCUAUUAUUAUUGCUGAAAAAACUCCAUUUCCAGCGGAUACAAACUCGCUUCAAGCGAUUAUUACGAAUAUAGACUUUAACAAUUUCAUGAUGUUUUUUUUUGAAGGAAUCAAGUCUUCAUUAAUCUAUCCUUGUACUGAUAUGCAUAUCGAAAAAUAUAGAAAACAAAAUCGAUGCUUGAUUCAAGAAAGUGCUGAUGAUUAUUAUAAUAUAACUUUGCCAUAUAUUCAAUCAAAUCAGUUAUCUGUGGAAUGGGUGUAUAAUGUGUUGGAUAAGAAAUGCGAAUCAGAGCGGAUUAUAUUCGAUAAUCCUGAUCAAAUCAAUGGUUUUAUGCUUUUACCGGAUUUAAAAUGGAAUGGCAUAGAUAUUGAAAAUUUAUAUGUGCAAGCAAUUGUUUAUCGCAGAACGAUUAAAUCUGUCAGAGAUUUAAAAGAAGAACAUUUGCCAUUAUUAAAAAACAUAAGGGAACAAGGUUUAAAGACUGUGGAAGAGAAAUAUAAUGUUCAUCGUCAACAGAUUCGCAUGUAUUUGCAUUAUCAACCAUCGUAUUAUCAUCUUCAUGUCCAUUUCGUUCAUAUUUCAUAUGAUGCUGCUGCUAACAAUGUUGGAAAAGCUAUAUUACUUGAUGAUGUUAUAAACAAUAUAUCAUUAAUGGCAGAUUACUACCAGAAGACAAGUCUAACAUUCGAAAUCAAAGAAAAUCACCCACUUGCCAAACAUUAUCGGAAGCUAAAACUCGAAAAUUAA